GCCCACCAGGGAGCAAGGCUGAGGAUUCCACACGCUUCUCCCUCCCCUUCAGCGCUAGCGUGAUAAGCCAAAGGAAAUUUGAGUAAAGGCGGGUAAGGGUCUGGGCGGGCUCUGAGGUUGUGGGGCGGAGCGCGCGCCUAGAACGCUAGGAUUCCGCUUGCACUGCGUCUGUGUCCUGCCCCGGAUGGCUGCAACUCGAGAAAGGCGUUGAGGAUGCCCGCGGGAUACCUAGUGCUCUGCGCUCUGCUGCUGGCGACGGAGCAGGGCGCGCGCCUCUGCACAGUGGUUUAUUACUUUUACACUGAGCAGUAUUUGUGGGCAUGGCUAACUGUCUCAGCUCUCCUUCCUGGAUGCCUGACUCAGGGCCUAAGUUAUCUAUGGUUCCUAGCAGAUGGUCAUCCAGUCAGCUGUUCUCUGGUGAUUAUACAUCUCUUACAUCUGGGCAUAUGGAAACGGCACUGGGAUGCUCUCCUGGCAGUCAUAGCAAAGAAAGAGGAACCUCCUGGAUUGGGAAAAGUGCUGCUGCAACAAGGGGAUCUCUUUGUGCUUCGGCUGCUUGAAGCCCUGACCCAGAUGGGGCCCCAUCUCCUGUUGCAGACAUAUGCUUUCAUAGCAAAUGAUUUAAAAGAGCCUGUCUCAGGUGUGAGUGCAAUCCUGUCCUGGUCAUCUCUGUCCUUAUCUCUGGUCUCCUAUGCUCGUAUCAUGGGCAUGAUAAAGCCAGGACAUCUGUCCAUGCCAUGGGCUGCCCUCCUGUGCCAGCUCCUGUGGAGAUUGGCUAUGUUGGGAACUAGGAUCAUAACACUAGUUCUGUUUUCCCAGGUCUAUUCCUGCUGGGUCUUUGUUGUUGGAGGUGCUCAUUGGUUAGUGAUGACCUUCUGGCUUGUUGCUCAACAGAGUGACAUCAUAGACAGUACUUGUUGUUGGAGGUUGUUCAAUCUUCUUGUAGGAGCUGUGUAUGUCUUCUGCUACAUCAAUUUCUGGGACAGCCCUUCCAGAAAUAGAAUGACCACUUUUUAUAUAAUAAUGUUGAUGGAAAAUAUAGUCCUUUUGCUGUUGGCCACAGAUUUUCUACAGGGAGCGUCGUGGGGUACCAUGUGGAUGACAGCAGGCAUUAUAUUUGGAUUUAUUAUUGGCUGUGUCUCACUUAUACUUUAUUACAGCCAGCUACACCCCAAAUCCACAGAAAUCUGGCAGGAAUUUAUAAGGAAGUCCUGCAGCACUAUAGGCAGUGAUAAAACAGAAAAAGAGCCUUCUUCCUUUCAUUGUACAAACCCAGGUGAGGAAAGAUCGGAGAGCCUAGGUUUGUACCCAGUAGAAGACCCCAAAGUACCACACCAGGGAAAUUCCCUUAGCAUAGACUGGGGAGCUUCUGUUGAGAGUCAGACUGUAAGGGAUGAGGUCACGACCAAAUGGCACCACCACUGGCUGUUAGUGAAGCUGGCCUUAAAAACUGGUAACAUGUCCAAGAUCAAUGCAGCCUUUGGCAAUGACGGCCUAGGCUGUGUUUGCCCACCCAGCUAUGGAACAACUAAGUGCUUUGGCCCACAAAUGCAGCUUUCAUUUUCAGAGAAAGAAUCCUCUUUACCUCAUAAGCAGCAUGUGAUGACAUCGAAUCCAAGUUCCUGGCAAAAAGAUGUCCCAGAAAUGAAAGAGAACACUUCGGAAACCUCAAGUUACGUCACUCUUUCAAGCAGUCAGCACGGUCACGCACGCUACCAGAACGUUACGCCUGUUGUUGCACCAAAAGGAUCUGGUCCUUCUCUGAAGGAAAGAGGGCCUGUCAUUUUGCAAGGUGACCUUCCAUGGAGUAAAAGCGAUGGCCAGGAAGGUGGUUUCAGAAAUCAGAGCACAGUACCUUGGAGGCAGGAGAAUGAUGCAGAAAGUCCCACCGGACAGUUAAGAGGAGCGGGGAGAGGAAAAGAGAACUCUACAUUCUACUUCAGUGCUACCAUGGAAGGGGUUGCACCCUAUCACAGGGCAUCCAGGACAUUUCCACAGGUCUUCCUUGAGAAAGUGGAAGUAGAAAAGGAUCAGCAAUCUAAGUCUGACUCUAAUCCUUUGGCAUCAAAACCGUUUCCGGUCACUGUGGCAAACAUCAGCCCAAUAUUGGGCACAGGCACAACCAACCACUUACGGCACAGCCCAGGCCUGUAUGACAAAAGUCAGUUUAGUCUACCAGGGGACUCUUCUGCAGGCUCAAGAUGGGAGGGGCCUCAGGAGCUCUGGGGGGUUCCAGAAAACCGCUAUUUGUCUGUUGGGACUUGGGUGUCUAUGAUGAGGCACAAACUAAGACCUUCAGAGGAACCUUGCUUCACAUCCACCCCAAAAUCCGAUCCCAAAAAAGAUGCUGACAGACUGAAAGAAAGGUUAAAGCAAGAAACAAGCUUUUUUUCUGAAUGAAGGCAUGGAAAUCCUUAUUUCAGAAUAAUCCUGGAACAGUCAAAGAAACGGAAAGACCUCCAAUAUUUUGGAUGAGUCUUCUAGAAAACUCCUGAGCAAGAAGGUGGUGUGAUGUAUACUAGCAGAAAAAGAAUCCACAUCAGUGAGACUCCAGAUACUUCAAAAUAUUGAAGAGAUAAUCAUGAUUAAAAGCAAUUAUAGACUGAUAAUAAAUUUACAGCACAUGUAUCAGUAACAAUA
Molecule: messenger RNA, 2640 nt
Organism: Antechinus flavipes (yellow-footed antechinus)
Lineage: Eukaryota; Metazoa; Chordata; Mammalia; Dasyuromorphia; Dasyuridae
Gene: XKR5
Product: XK related 5
Exons: 7
Coding region: 214-2400 (728 amino acids)
Biological process (GO): apoptotic process involved in development; phosphatidylserine exposure on apoptotic cell surface; engulfment of apoptotic cell
Cellular component (GO): plasma membrane
Source: RefSeq, a predicted model, not a curated record